Molecule: messenger RNA, 1224 nt
Organism: Syngnathoides biaculeatus (alligator pipefish)
Lineage: Eukaryota; Metazoa; Chordata; Actinopteri; Syngnathiformes; Syngnathidae
Gene: eif2b2
Product: eukaryotic translation initiation factor 2B, subunit 2 beta
Exons: 8
Coding region: 122-1189 (355 amino acids)
Biological process (GO): translational initiation
Cellular component (GO): eukaryotic translation initiation factor 2B complex
Molecular function (GO): guanyl-nucleotide exchange factor activity; translation initiation factor activity
Source: RefSeq, a predicted model, not a curated record
ACUACCAAAGCACUUCCUGGUUUGGAAUGGCCGACUUGAUGACAAUAGUGAUAAACUCGCGAGAUAACUUCUUUUCGUUCGUUUUGUUGAACUUGUACAACGAGUCGUAUUUGUCGCUACAAUGCCGGGUGGGGAUAAAGAGACCGACCUGACCGAGAGAGUCGAGGCCUUUUUGUUCGACCUGAAGCGAAGCGGGAGCGGGGCCGGACCUCUGCGGAGCUCCGCGGAGACGGCCCGAGAAACGGCCUCGUUGCUCCGCAGGAUCACGUCGCAGGCUCGGUGGACCACCGCAGGCGAGCUGAUGGAAAUCAUUCGCAAGGAGGGCCGGCGGAUGGCCGCCGCCCAACCGUCGGAGACCACCGUGGGGAACAUGAUCAGACGAGUGCUCAAGAUUAUCAGAGAGGAGUACACAAGGUCUCGGGGCGGCGGCGAGGAGCUGGACCAGCAGGACUCCCUCCACAAGUGGCUGACGACGGGAGCGCUGAGCGAGGAGAACUUCUACCAGUAUUUUGCCCCCCUAAAAGCCAACGUCAUCGAGGCCAUCAACGAGCUGCUGAUGGAGCUGGAAGGGACGACGGACAACAUCGCCAUGCAGGCUCUGGAGCACAUCCACUCCAACGAGGUCAUCAUGACCAUCGGCCGCUCUCGCACCGUCGAGGCCUUCCUCAAGGACGCCGCUCGCAAACGCAAGUUCCACGUCAUUGUCGCCGAGUGCGCCCCCUUCUGCUUGGGGCACAAGAUGGCCACCAGUCUGUCGGAAGCCGGCAUUGAAACGACGGUGAUCUCGGACGCCGCCAUAUUCGCCGUCAUCUCUCGCGUCAACAAGGUCAUCAUCGGGACGCAGACGGUGCUCGCCGACGGAGGCCUGCGGGCCGUCACCGGCACGUACACGCUGGCCCUGGCCGCCAAGUACCACACCACGCCGGUCAUCGUCUGCACGCCCAUGUUCAAGCUCUCGCCCCAGUUCCACAAUGAGGAGAACACCUUCCAUAAGUUUGUCUCCCCGCAUGAAGCGCUUCCGUUCACCGAAGGGGAGAUCCUGUCCAAGGUGAACGUCCACUGUCCCGUCUUCGACUACGUCCCCCCGAAGCUCAUCACGCUCUUCAUCUCCAACUUCGGCGGACACGCGCCCUCCUACGUUUACCGCCUGGUCAGCGAACUCUACCACCCCGAGGAUCACGAAUUGUAAUCGGUCAGAUUGAAAAAAGAAAAGGAAACAAGCCA